Messenger RNA from Oncorhynchus nerka (sockeye salmon), 2641 nucleotides. Its product is annotated as C-C motif chemokine 13-like. The coding region runs from base 2221 to 2499 and encodes 92 amino acids. Gene Ontology annotation, cellular component: extracellular region. Gene Ontology annotation, molecular function: chemokine activity. Lineage: Eukaryota; Metazoa; Chordata; Actinopteri; Salmoniformes; Salmonidae. The record is from RefSeq and is a predicted model, not a curated record. Gene Ontology annotation, biological process: eosinophil chemotaxis; immune response. The transcript is spliced from 3 exons.
ACAGAUGGGUCAGUCAGUAUGAUUGUAUAACAGAUGGGUCAGUCAGUAUGAUUGUAUAACAGAUGGGUCAGUCAGUAUGAUUGUAUAGACAGAUGGGUCAGUCAGUAUGAUUACAUAUCAGGCCUACAGGAAGUCUUCUGUCAUUUUGAAUACAGAACAUAUAAUGGAAUCAUUUUUCUAGAAUUUCUUGAAAUUAUAUUUUACAGUGAAAGGCUGUUUCUGCUCAGUGUGAAGCGAGAGUGAGUGUGAGUGUGGGUAGAGAUAGAGUAGAGAGAUAGAGUCUACAGUAGUCUAGUGAAGUUGGUGUGAGUGUGGGGAGAGAUACAGAGUCUACUGUAGUCUAGUGAAGUUGGUGUGAGUGUGGGGAGAGAUACAGAGUCUACAGUAGUCUAGUGAAUUUGGUGUGAGUGUGGAGAGAGUACAGUAGUCUAGUGAAGUUGGUGUGAGUGUAGGGAGAGAUACUGAGUCUACAGUAGUCUAGUGAAGUUGGUGUGAGUGUAGGGAGAGUACAGUAGUCUAGUGAAGUUGGUGUGAGUGUGGAGAGAGUACAGUAGUCUAGUGAAGUUGGUGUGAGUGUAGGGAGAGUACAGUAGUCUAGUGAAGUUGGUGUGAGUGUGGGGAGAGUACGGUAGUCUAGUGAAGUUGGUGUGAGUGUAGGGAGAGAUACUGAGUCUACAGUAGUCUAGUGAAGUUGGUGUGAGUGUAGGGAGAGAUACUGAGUCUACAGUAGUCUAGUGAAGUUGGUGUGAGUGUGGGGAGAGAUACUGAGUCUACAGUAGUCUAGUGAAGUUGGUGUGAGUGUGGGGAGAGAUACUGAGUCUACAGUAGUCUAGUGAAGUUGGUGUGAGUGUAGGGAGAGAUACUGAGUCUACAGUAGUCUAGUGAAGUUGGUGUGAGUGUGGGGAGAGAUACUGAGUCUACAGUACUCUAGUGAAGUUGGUGUGAGUGUGGGGAGAGAUACUGAGUCUACAGUAGUCUAGUGAAGUUGGUGUGAGUGUAGGGAGAGAUACUGAGUCUACAGUAGUCUAGUGAAGUUGGUGUGAGUGUGGGGAGAGAUACUGAGUCUACAGUACUCUAGUGAAGUUGGUGUGAGUGUGGGGAGAGAUACUGAGUCUACAGUAGUCUAGUGAAGUUGGUGUGAGUGUAGGGAGAGUACAGUAGUCUGCCCAUAGUAUAACAAAACAUUUCCUGUCCUUGUUUUGUGAAAAGCCAGGGAUGGGUUUGGAUAAAUGUAACCACUCUCACAUUCAUAGACAGAGCUACGGAUGGAAGGACUGACCAUCCAUGAUGUCAACAUGAUAGUUUUAACCAUGUUCUCAGGAUAUACAGUGGGUGUUUACAUUUCCUAUGUUUUAAAUUAUAGUAAAAUAAGCCUAUGACAGUUCAACUAAACUCAAGAAGCAUUUAGAAGUUAUAUUCUUCAAGAAUCAAUGCGUGUAUAUCAUUAAUUUAUUAGUCCAAUAAUGGAUAUAGCAACUGUAGAAUGUUUUUGUUAUGACUCGACCAGGGAUCAAACCACCAACCUUCCAAACUGAGGGAAGACACAAACCACACCACACUACAUCUGAGAUGAAUUGAUAUAAAAAGACUCUAUGAUUUAAUUUCACUAUGAUGUAAAGGUUAACAGUAUGCUACAGGUUUUAAAUCAAAAUACACACAUCCUAAAAUCUGCAUUUAAAAGUUGAAAGACACAUAGUUGAUUUCACGAAUGACUUACAAACUAGUUGGUUAUGAUGUAGAGAAUUUAAUUUAAUCUUAAUUGUUCUUGUAUUUGAUGUAAUGUAUCAUAUAGUAUAUAGUCCACUUUAAUAUCCUUCCAUUGAUAUGCAAUUCUCCAGUAAAUGUAUUCUGAGUAUUUCAGAAAAUAGCAGCGCUGCUGAACAUCCUGGAGGAAACAGAGUUACAGAGAAUUGAGGAAGAGGAACCAGACCUCAGACAUAGAACCAGAGCAUCAGCUAGACUUCUGACACAGAACCAGACCAGAGCAUCAGAGACCAGAGCAUAAGAGACCAGAACAUCAGAGACCAGAACAUCAGAGACCAGAACAUCAGAGACCAGAACAUCAGAGACCAGAACAUCAGAGACCAGAGCAUCAGAGACCAGAACAUCAGAGACCACAACAUCAGAGACCACAACAUCAGAGACCACAACAUCAGAGACCACAGCAUCAGAAAACAUCUCAGACAAUACAAUCUUCAGCAUCUCAACCAUCUCUGAACCAUGAAGACCCUGACUGCUCUACUCCUCCUGGGACUGCUCUGCUCCCUGCAUAUGACGUCUGCACAGGGUGUCAUCGCGUUGGAAACGUCAACUGACUGCUGUAUGAAAUUCAGCGCGAGGAUCCCUCUUCAACAAGUGGUUUCUCUCAGAACAACCUCCAGUAGCUGCCCUCGCAAAGCACUGAUUUUCACCACAAAGAAAGGGAAGACAUUUUGUGUUGACCCUUCUGAAGCCUGGGUCCAGAGUCAUGUGACCAAGAUUGAGAGCAGACCACAAUGAUGUCAUCAACCACCAUCACCCCCUAACACUCCAACCCCUUGUUGGUGAACUAUAAAGGGAAUAGGUUGCCAUUAGUGACGCAAACCUUGUCAUGCAUGUCAAUACCCUAUCUGAGAUUGGUAUGGAUUAGGUUCAAUGUAAU